UCAUCACGACUGAGAGAACUACAUACUCCUACUACUAUAACCACUACUGAGACUACUAUCACUACGACUGAAACUACCACUACUCCGACGACUACUAUGACCACUCCAAUAAUAACUACCACAACUCCCACCCAGACUACCACUACUCUUGCAACUGCAACGACUCCCGCAACCAACCAGUGGCUGUGCACGGACAGCAGCUCUGUCGACUGCACUGUACCCGGCCUCUGCGAUAUAAACUUCGGCAACGUGUACUGCCCUCGAACCUGCAAUAGCUGCGAAAGUGCAGAAACGACCACACCGUCCCCCAUUUGUGAGGACAACCUCAUCGACAUGGUGUUCAAAUGCACAAAUCUUCCAGACAUCUGCAUCCCAAUGAACGCAACACUAGUGCUGUGCCCGCCACCUGUCGGUUAUUGCAAUUGA
Pomacea canaliculata is the source of this 426-nucleotide messenger RNA. RefSeq lists its product as uncharacterized. The record is from RefSeq and is a predicted model, not a curated record. Lineage: Eukaryota; Metazoa; Mollusca; Gastropoda; Architaenioglossa; Ampullariidae. The transcript is spliced from 2 exons. Bases 97 to 426 code for a protein of 109 amino acids.